Didymodactylos carnosus is the source of this 453-nucleotide messenger RNA. The record is from the annotation of a GenBank genome assembly. Lineage: Eukaryota; Metazoa; Rotifera; Eurotatoria; Philodinida; Philodinidae.
AUGUAUGGGAUGUAUGAGAUGUAUGAAAUGCAAGGGACGGACAACACGCAUGGGAUGCUGGGUAGAAUGUGCGGAUAUGUAUCGGAUGGAAGAAAUGUAUGUAGUGUCUGGAAAUAUGAAAAAGCAUUUGCGCUCUACGGAAUGGCGCGGGAAUCUGGGUUUGCUGCAACCACAAACUAUCCAUCAGGCCGCAUUAGCGGUGGCGCUUUACCGUUUCUUUACAGGUCAGUAACGUGUCAUAACCUUAACUUCCAACAACAACGGCUACGUGUUCCCAUCAUUGAUAAUUGCAUUGAAGAAACACAUCGUCCAUCAUCAAAUGAUUCUCAACAUCAAUACAAUAUACGUUCAUCUACCAGACCACCACAAGCCGUCACCACAGCUCCAUUACCCAUUCAACAGUUAAAAAACCCAUCCGAACAUUAUCCACGAACAAAAUUUCGUCAUUAUUAG